CGCCCCCGCCGCCGGACAGCUGUGGCGGACGCAGCGUUUCCCGGCCCUUCCAGACGCUGUCGCUGGCGGGAGCGCGCGUGCAAGGAACUGAAUUCAACCGAUCCUGGAUGAAUUUGGAAGCAGCUUCUACCCCAGAGUCUCCAGAUAAAAGUCCACCCAGACUACACCUUGAUUUCCUCCUGGGGCCGACAGAGGAAAUAAAUGUUUCAAUAAUGCUGCAGUGAAUUAUGAUAUUGUAGAUAAAUCUAUGUUCCCGUUUUGGUCUUUCUUUAGAUUAAGUUAUUUGAAGAGGACUUGCUAGGACAAAGGUUUUUCAGAUAUGAUCCAGACCUGUACGUGAAUUACUUUGGUUAGUCAGAGUGAACAUCCGAUAAUGAGUGGUGCAGCUUUGGGACUCGAGAUUGUUUUUGUCUUUUUUUUGGCAUUAUUUUUACUUCACCGAUAUGGAGACUUUAAGAAACAGCAUAGACUUGUAAUUAUUGGAACACUGCUAGCUUGGUAUCUCUGCUUUCUUAUUGUCUUCAUACUGCCUCUGGAUGUUAGCACGACAAUAUACAACCGGUGUAAGCAUGCUGCUGCAAACUCAAGCCCCGCUGACAACAACAUUACAGGAGUGUAUGCAACUGCUACUCCAGCUCCAAGGUACUUUCUUUUAAUACGCCAACAUUCUUGUUUCAAACCAUGGAGUUACAUUCCUGAUGGAAUCAUGCCAAUUUUCUGGAGGGUAGUAUAUUGGACAUCACAAUUUUUAACUUGGAUUCUUUUACCUUUUAUGCAAUCAUAUGCAAGAUCAGGAGGAUUUUCCAUUACCGGAAAGAUCAAAACUGCACUGAUUGAGAAUGCAAUCUACUAUGGUACCUAUUUGCUGAUUUUUGGAGCAUUUUUAAUUUAUGUAGCUGUGAACCCACGUUUGCACUUAGAAUGGAAUCAGCUUCAGACAAUUGGUAUAGCUGCUGCAAAUACAUGGGGUCUGUUUCUUCUUGUGCUGUUGUUGGGGUAUGGCUUAGUAGAGAUUCCUCGGUCAUACUGGAAUGGAGCAAAAAGAGGUUAUCUACUUAUGAAAACUUAUUUUAAGGCAGCCAAACUGAUAACAGAGAAAGCAGAUGCAGAGGAGACUUUAGAAGAUGUCAUGGAGGAGGUUCGUAAAGUGAAUGAAAAUAUCAAGUAUAACCACCCACUGAGAAAAUGUGUUGACACAAUACUUAAAAAGUGCCCUACAGAGUAUCAGGAAAAAAUGGGUAGGAACAUGGAUGAUUAUGAAGAUUUUGAUGAAAAGCAUACUACUUACCCAAGUGAAAAAAGUCUAGUAAAACUCCAUAAACAGGUGAUUUAUGCAGUUCAGAGGCACCGUCGAACUCAAGUACAAUGGCAAGUUCUUUUGGAACAAGCAUUUUAUCUAGAAGAUGUAGCAAAAAAUGAAACUAGUGCUACUCAUCAGUUUGUCCACACCUUUCAAUCACCAGAACCAGAUAAUAGAUUUACCCAGUAUUUUUAUAAUCCUACAGUUGAGUGGUACUGGGAAUGUCUUUUGCGACCAUGGUUUUAUAGGAUACUUGCUGUGGUGUUGUCCAUCUUCUCUGUGAUUGUUGUGUGGUCAGAGUGCACUUUCUUUAGCACUACACCUGUCUUAUCCCUCUUUGCAGUCUUUAUACAGCUGGCUGAAAAAACGUACAAUUAUAUUUAUAUCGAGAUUGCUUGCUUCCUUUCCAUCUUCUUCCUGAGUAUCUGUGUUUAUUCUACUGUGUUCAGGAUUCGUGUAUUUAACUAUUAUUACUUGGCUUCACAUCACCAGACUGAUGCUUACAGCCUUCUUUUCAGUGGCAUGUUAUUUUGCCGUUUGACUCCUCCUUUAUGUCUCAAUUUCUUGGGUUUGACCCAUAUGGAUUCAUCUAUCUCUCACCAAAAUACACAACCGACUGCUUAUACAUCUAUUAUGGGUUCCAUGAAAGUUUUAUCCUUUAUUGCAGAUGGAUUCUAUAUAUAUUAUCCUAUGUUGGUGGUAAUCCUCUGUAUUGCCACUUAUUUUAGUUUGGGAACUCGAUGUUUGAAUCUACUUGGUUUCCAACAGUUCAUGGGAGAUGAUGAUAUGACAUCAGAUUUAGUUGAUGAAGGAAAAGAAUUAAUCAGACAAGAAAAGAGAAAAAGGCAAAGGCAAGAAGAAGGUGAAAAUCGAAGAAGAGAAUGGAAGGAACGUUAUGGACAUAAUAGAGAGGAUUCCACUAGAAACAGAAAUGUUCAUAGUGACCCAAAAGAGUUAAACUUCUCAGACAUUAGUACCAACCGCUCAGCAUCCAAAUAUACCAGAGCUAAUAACAGGACUGAAAGGGACCGUAUAGAACUUCUCCAAGAUGCAGAACCUUUGGAUUUUAAUGCAGAAACAUUCACUGAUGAUCCUCUUGAAUCUGAAUCAGGAAGAUCAUUUCUUUAUCCACCUUUCAGAUAUCAACCUGGUGGACGAUACCUUUCAAUGUCUCGCAGCAGAAUAUUUGAUGAUGUUUAAAUUUGGAAAGAAUUUAUGGAACAGCUAACCAACACCCAAUAUAUCAGUUCAGUGAUUAAGAACAUUUCUGUGCCCAAUGAAAAGUGUUAGGCUAAAAACAACACUGAAAAUUAAUCACAUCUUAGUAGUAAUAGUUUAUUGUUCAUUGGAAAGAAUACUAUCUUUUCUAAUAGGAUUUAUUACAUAUCAAUCCUGAAGUGUCUGCCUUAGAAGUCCAGUUACAGUAGAAGGAUUUAAUUCAUGACAAAGAAUUCAUGCUAAAAAUCAGUAUAUGUUGAGAACAUAUAGUUGCUUGUUUCAGAUUUUUUUUUUUUUUUCAGGAAAGUUGCUUUAAAGGUUCAAGGAAAGCCAUAGUCAUAACUGGAAAAUAUUAUACAAUUUAUUGCUUACAUUCAUUAUUCAUGCGUUAUUUAUGAUUUACAUUUUAGUUGUUUCUAAAGAAAAUUUUAAUAUUUCCAAAGAGAUGGAGACCUCAAAUAACCAUAUUUACAAAACCCAUGUCUUAAAACAAGGCUUACUUAGCAGACACAACUGAAUGUAGAAAGCGCUUUUUCAACAUUGUAUGCAAAUUAGUUUUUGCCUGCAUAAUUAAGGUUAUAUCUCUACUGAUAGUACUAGGAUCUUUAUACUAUAAUCAGGUGAUAUAUUAUUCUUUCAGUCUUUAGUAGUAACUAGGAGUUGUUUUGUGCUUUUGGUACUGCUUUGUAAAGGAUUUUCAUUUUAGAGUGAAAUGUUUAUCUUUACUGUGUUUAUGUGUUGAUCAUUCCAUUCAAGGUGAACCCUAAGCAUUAAUAUUAAAUAGUAAAAUUUUUGUUAAUAUCUGAAGGGUCCCACAAAAUUAUCUAAUUUUUAAAGGUGCUUGUUUAUGCUUUUCGAAAAAGAACAUUUGGUUAUUCAAAGGUAAAAAGCUAAUCCAUUUACUGUUACUGCUAGUACUUUAAAAUUGUGGUUUAUAGAAAGCAAAAUGAUACUAGAUUGGCUAUAUAUAAAAACUUGUUGGUUAAAAUUGACUUUUUAACCUUUGUAUUUGAACCGAAGGUGGUAUAUUCUAAAGCAUCAGUGUUUUAUUGCAUAAGUGAAUAUGCUUGAGUACAACGUGCUUGCAAAUUAUUUUUUGUCCCUGAAAUGUUUGUAGCUUGCAGAAUCCAUGCUGUGGAGUCACCUAAUGCUGACUAUACCAGUCUAAGUUUAACACCUUUUUCCUGCAUAAUUUUUAAUAGCACUCACUUUCAUUCUUAGGUGUCUAUUUAAGAUGAGUUAUAGAAUGUACCUGACAAUAUGACUAUGUUUCUUGAAGAUAAUCUUUCCUCCGAAUCAUAAUUUAAAUUUUUUUCCCUCUUAAGUGUUAUCAUGUAAAUUUUUUAAAGACAGUUUUAUGCAGGUACUGAAAGAAUAGUGUAUCAUCCUAAUUAUCUGAUUUUCUUCACUUUUUAUAACUUUAAGAUUGGCUCUCCUUUAAAAGGUUGUUAAUGGAUAGAUUUUACUCACAGUCAAAGGUCAUAUAGAGUGCCCAUUUGAGAGCAAACACAUAUGUGCAGUCUUUUAUUGGGAGUUGUGGUUAGAGAAUAGGCCAGGAACAGAGAUAAUUACUUAUUUUUGGUAAUUUCAUGAUUGACUCUUUGAAUACCUUAGGCAAAUCUUGUAACCUUUCAGUGCCUCAAUUCUUCAUUUGUGAAAUGAAGAUGAUGCUUUUAUUUACUUACUGAUCUACCUCACAAAGCUAUUGUGAGGGUAUUGAGUUUAUAUACUGAAAUUUAAAAGGUAUUGGAUGGGGAAAUGAUUGCCUCAGAAUGGGAUCUGGUUUUUUACUACUAUAGUGAAGCUUGCAAGUCCCCAAAGCAAAAACUCUUUUUGGAAUAAUUCAUCAAAAGGCCUGUGAAAAAGUGUUGUUUUUUUACUUAGUCUUCAGGUUUGCUUUAGAAUAUUUUCCUUAAGUAUAAUGUUGUUUCUCAUCAAGUUUUGUCAUGAAACUCAGAUGCUAUUGUUGAUAGAAGCAGAGAAGGAAGAAAUUAUCCAAUUAAUUUUAUAACUUUUAUAAUGCCUUCAGAUAAAUUGAUAGAAAUGUAUAAGAGAAUGUACUAUUUUCUUUUAUUAUUAAUUUUUUAUGAUUAUAGUAAUUGAUGUAUAUAUAAUAAUUCACAAAGAGUAUAAAUCCAUUUGUGACUUUUGAGGUAUUUCCAAAAUAAUUUUUGGUUAUUUAAGUUAUCUGAAGUAUUCAACUUUUUAAGCAGAGUAUGUCUUACGGAAUUUUUUAUAAAAUCCAAUAUUUGAGUUCAGAAGUAACAAUUUAAUCCCUAAAUAUGUAGAGUUUAUUGCUGGGGAACUGAGGUAAUAUUGAUGAAGUCACUUGUGUCAAAAAACUGUAGUCUGAGGAAAGAUUUCUGUGUUGAGAAACUUAUUAAAAUGUAAUCAUAUCUACUACAGAACACUACUACUAAAUUCAUAUAUUUCACAUGCAGAACACAUUUCUUGAAGAGUUAAUUCUGACAAUUACCUUUUGAUGUCUUUCUUACAUAAUAAUAGAUAUCUGAUCAAAUUUUCUAAAUUAUUUUUCUAAAUAUUUGUUAGGUAAAUCUAUUCAGUGAGCCAGAAAUUCAAGAUGUAGUAAUUUACAGCAGAAAGUGAUAAAAAUAUGUUAAUUUGUGAAGCACCUAUACGUUACUAAUUAACUUUUCUUUCUGCAUCAAUAAUUUGUUAUAAUCUGUAGUACAUUUUUGUAAAAAAAAAAAAAAAUUACAGUAAGAAAUAAGGUAUAAGGCUAACUAUUAGAAUUUGCUCCCUUAAAAAAAAUGAUACAGGGCUUUGGAAUAAUUUUUUCAUUUUCAAGAAUGAUAAGAAGUAAACCAAAACAUUUAAGAGUUUUCCACUUAUCGAAGAAUCGAUCAGAGAACCUGACAGUCCAAAUCUCCCCACCUCAAAAGAGCUGGCAAUUGAUUUGAUUAGAUAAUCAGUCCUAAAACAUAUGCUGGUUCUGUAUCCAAAUGAAAUUAAAUACAGAUCGGAAAGGCAGUGUGCUUUUUCUUAAGUAUAUUUUAGCAUAUUAAGGAAGGAAUUUCAUUUCUGUACAAUAAAAAAACCUCAUUUUUUUAUACCUCUAAUAGAUUUAGGGGAUGUUCUUGAUGAUAUGCUACUUACCAUUUUAAAGAAAAACUGUGCUCUCCAUAAUUAUAAUUUACACUGGUCACUAAUACGAGUUUUGUACUUGUGAUUUGAGUGGACCAUGCCUGAAAAUUACAAGGAUAUGUAUAUUUGCAUUAAGAGGAAAAUAUGUCCCUGAAAAAUCUUAACUUACUUGAAUCUCCAAAGUAUAAUGAAUCAUAUACUGUAUUAAAUUCUAAAUGUUAAGAAGUAAAUGGAUUUAGAAUUUUAUCUUUGUUUUUUUUCUCCUUUCACACCUUCCUUCUUUUCUGAGGUCUCUAUUGUGUGAUUUUCAAUGUACUGACAGAUUUUCCUUCUACUUGUUUUGUCUACAGUUAUUUUUGAGCAUCAGUACACUAAAAAGGAGCUAGGUCUGGCUAUAAAUCCUACUACUUGAAUAGCAAUAUUGCAACACUAACAUACUGAAACAGAUUUUGGUAGAGAACUGAACAAUAUCUGCAUGUAAAUGUGAUGUAUGCUGACCUACUGUGUUGUGUUGUAAGUUGUUCAGGAGGGCAGUUCAGUUAAUGAGUUACUCUCAAAUGUAAUGUUUGGCAUAAAAAUAGACUUCCAAAAGCAGAACAUUAAGAACCUUGAGAACACUUUUUGUGAAAAUAAAUUCACAAAUUACGUACAUCAUGGUCAAUGUUUUCAUUAGGAGAGGUUGAAACAAUAUUAAGGGGGCCACAGCAGGCCUAAAAUACCAGUUCCUUCUGUUUGGGUACUAAAAUACCAGUUCCUUCGGUACAGAGACUCUUUUUGCUCAAAGACCUAGAAAACCAGGCAGUGGUUAGCCUCUGGCCAACUUCUGGAGGCUCUGUGAGCUCUUUCCCAGCAGAGCGGGCACCAGCCCCUCUGUCCAUCCUCAAUCCCACCACAAUGGGAACAUGGCCUCACCGUGCUCAGCCUGGUUUUCCUGAAAUUUCACUUCCAUUUUCAAAAGAAAUUUGUCCAUUGAGGUUGAUCAAAGCCUUGGUAUAAUUUUAAAUUUGUUAAAGCAAGAAUAUUGGUAUGUUCCUCUUCUCAUUUGCUAUCCCAAAAUAAUUUGUUUUUAGCACACUCUGUGGGGAAAUUAAUUUUUUUCCUCAGAAAAUCUUUCAUGGUUAAUUUUAUCUCAAAUCAUUUUGCAAAAAGUUACUGUAUUCAGUACAAAUGAGUAGAAAGAAUGGUUUACUAUGGCAGACAUAUGUAGGGUAAAGUCAUAAUUUGUUAAUCUUACUAUACAGCACCAUUUUGAGUUGCUAUUAUUGACAUAAAUCUUAGCUGAUCACUGAGAGCUGUAUUUCUCAAAAGAAUACUUGCUAGCAUCUUCCCUAUUUAGUAUACCAAGUUGUAGGGGAGAGACUGUAUUUAUUUUUUUUUUAAGUAAUCCAAUGGAUUUGGGUUUGUUCAUAUUUUGAAAACAACUUGAAGGAUUUUUCUCAUUUUAGAAGGUAGAGAAUAUGUGGAUCUGUGUUUUAAAUUGCAGUAAUCUCAUAUAUAUUUAUAAAUUAUAGCAUUGAAAAAUGAACUCUAAUGUUGAUAUUGUUACUUUCUGGUAUUUAAUUUUUAUAAAAUGUUUUUUGUAAGUUACUGACUGUAGUAUUGCAUUUAACCAGUUUUAUGAUCUUUUUCAAAUAAGUUCUGCCCAGGGCAAUAUUCUAAAGUUCUGAAAUCCAGUGUGAAUUUGAAAUGCACUUACAACUCUUCAGUAUCUCCUUAUAUAUACCAGUACCCAAAGUAUACCAAAAACCUAAUUUCUGUGUUGCAUUAAUAAAGUACUUGUUAUUUAUCUAAUUCAGUGGAUUAGGUGAAAUAGAAGAUAAGUUUUCAAAUGUGCAUCUCAUCUUAAUUUUUCAAAAUAUUAAUAAUGUUCAUUUUUGGUGCAUGAUGCCAAAUUUAUCUUUAAUCAGUCAUUACUACCUGAUGUGUAGCAACAAAUGUUUCCUAUCUGACCUGACCAAUGGGUUGCAGAUUUAAUUAUUUUUCUCUUCAGAUUCUCACUACAUUUUAAAAUAUGUAUAUGAAAAAAGCUGCAAAGUGUUACCAUUAAGUGAGUUAGCGUCUUUGGCCUUAUCUGUGCAUAAUGUUUCUCAAUUUGGUUUGACAAACUCAUGGACUUGCAAUUGCUUUGUAGUUUUUUAACUUAUUGUGAUGUAAUAAAUUUUCAAAAUGUUUAUUUGAUUAGUUGUUAAAAUAUGGGAAAUGAUGUAGCUUUGCAUGAAAUAAAGUACAUUUCU
Talpa occidentalis (Iberian mole) is the source of this 7857-nucleotide messenger RNA. It is a transcript of the gene LMBRD2, whose product is annotated as LMBR1 domain containing 2. The transcript is spliced from 19 exons. The record is from RefSeq and is a predicted model, not a curated record. Lineage: Eukaryota; Metazoa; Chordata; Mammalia; Eulipotyphla; Talpidae. Gene Ontology annotation, cellular component: membrane. Bases 374 to 2500 code for a protein of 708 amino acids. Gene Ontology annotation, biological process: adrenergic receptor signaling pathway.